GGGGCCGCUUGGUUGCGCGGUACUAGCGGUGCCCGCCGAAGGGGGAGGAGGCGGAGGAGCGAGCCGUGCGGCCAGAGCGGGAAACAGACUGGUCUCGGCGUCCGAGUUCCGAAGCCGCCGCGCGCCGGCUGCCGGGGCCGCCGCAGGGGUCGUGAGGGGACGGGGGGCCGCUGUCUGCCGCGCUCCUCCUCGGGGCGCCCCGUGGGCUCGGAGAGAGGAGAAGAUGGAGGAGACGGGCGGCAGCGGCGACGGCGCCGCGGGCACCAGCGGGGACGGCGGCGGCGCGGGGCAGCGGCUCCUCACAGUCAAGCACGAGCUGCGGACGGCUAAUUUAACAGGACAUGCAGAGAAGGUGGGGAUUGAAAAUUUUGAGCUCCUGAAGGUCCUGGGAACUGGAGCGUAUGGGAAAGUAUUUCUGGUUCGUAAAAUAAGUGGUCACGAUACUGGAAAGCUGUACGCCAUGAAGGUUUUGAAGAAGGCGACCAUAGUUCAGAAGGCCAAAAGCACGGAGCACACGAGGACAGAGCGGCAGGUCCUGGAGCACAUCAGGCAGUCGCCGUUCCUGGUGACGUUACACUAUGCUUUCCAGACGGAGACCAAGCUCCAUCUCAUCUUAGAUUAUAUAAAUGGUGGAGAACUUUUUACUCACCUUUCUCAGAGAGAGCGGUUCACAGAGCACGAGGUGCAGAUCUACGUGGGAGAGAUAGUGCUCGCCCUGGAACACCUCCACAAGUUGGGGAUUAUAUACCGUGACAUUAAGCUUGAGAAUAUUCUACUUGAUUCUAACGGCCAUGUGGUGCUGACAGAUUUUGGUCUGAGUAAGGAGUUUGUGGCUGAUGAAACUGAAAGAGCAUAUUCCUUCUGUGGGACUAUCGAGUACAUGGCGCCAGACAUCGUCCGAGGGGGAGAUUCGGGACAUGACAAGGCCGUUGACUGGUGGAGCUUAGGGGUCCUGAUGUACGAGUUACUGACCGGAGCGUCUCCUUUCACUGUGGACGGGGAGAAAAACUCCCAAGCUGAGAUAUCCAGGAGAAUAUUAAAAAGUGAGCCCCCGUAUCCCCAAGAAAUGAGUGCGUUAGCAAAAGACCUACUUCAGCGCCUCCUGAUGAAAGAUCCCGAGAAGAGACUGGGCUGUGGCCCCCGGGAUGCAGAUGAAAUCAAAGAGCAUCUCUUCUUCCAGAAAAUCAACUGGGACGAUUUAGCUGCCAAAAAAGUGCCCGCGCCAUUCAAGCCGGUGAUUCGAGACGAACUGGAUGUGAGCAACUUCGCAGAAGAGUUCACAGAAAUGGACCCCACCUAUUCCCCCGCAGCCCUGCCCCAGAGCUCCGAGAGGCUGUUCCAGGGCUAUUCUUUCGUGGCUCCUUCUAUCCUCUUCAAGCGGAAUGCAGCCGUCAUCGAUCCGCUGCAGUUCCACGUGGGAGUUGAGCGCCCUGGAGUGACCAAUGUUGCCCGGAGUGCGAUGAUGAAGGACUCUCCGUUCUACCAGCACUAUGACCUAGAUCUGAAAGACAAACCACUGGGAGAAGGAAGUUUUUCUAUUUGUCGAAAGUGUGUGCACAAAAAAAGUAACCAAGCAUUCGCCGUCAAGAUAAUCAGCAAGAGGAUGGAAGCCAAUACUCAGAAAGAAAUAACAGCUCUGAAACUCUGUGAAGGACACCCCAAUAUCGUGAAGCUGCAUGAAGUGUUUCACGAUCAGCUCCACACGUUCCUCGUCAUGGAGCUGCUGAGCGGGGGAGAGCUGUUUGAGCGCAUCAAGAAGAAGCAGCACUUCAGCGAGACGGAGGCCAGCUACAUCAUGCGGAAGCUGGUUUCCGCCGUCAGCCACAUGCACGACGUCGGGGUGGUGCACAGAGACCUGAAGCCCGAGAAUCUCUUGUUCACGGAUGAAAACGACAACUUGGAAAUUAAAGUGAUUGACUUCGGGUUCGCCCGGCUGAAGCCGCCCGACAAUCAGCCCCUGAAGACCCCGUGCUUCACUCUUCACUACGCCGCCCCCGAGCUCCUGAACCACAACGGCUACGACGAGUCCUGCGACCUGUGGAGCCUGGGAGUCAUCCUGUAUACGAUGUUGUCAGGGCAGGUUCCAUUCCAGUCCCAUGACAGAAGUCUGACGUGUACCAGUGCCGUGGAGAUUAUGAAGAAAAUUAAAAAGGGAGAUUUCUCCUUUGAAGGAGAAGCCUGGAAGAAUGUAUCCCAAGAGGCUAAAGAUUUGAUCCAAGGACUUCUCACAGUUGAUCCAAAUAAAAGGCUUAAAAUGUCUGGCUUGAGAUACAACGAAUGGCUUCAAGACGGCAGUCAGCUGUCUUCCAACCCCCUGAUGACGCCCGACAUCCUGGGGUCUUCCGGAGCUGCUGUGCACACCUGUGUCAAAGCAACCUUCCACGCCUUCAACAAGUACAAGCGAGAGGGCUUCUGCCUGCAGACGGUGGAUAAGGCCCCGCUGGCCAAGAGGCGCAAGAUGAAGAAGACCAGCACCAGCACCGAGACGCGCAGCAGCUCCAGCGAGAGCUCGCACUCGUCGUCCUCGCACUCGCACGGCAAGACCACGCCCACGGCGGCGCUGCCGCCCAGCCAGCCGGACGGCGGCCCCAGCGACGGCCUCUUCCAGUUCUCCGACUGAGGAGCCGCCGCGGGCCGAGCCGUGCGCGUCUGAACUCCUGGCCCGGGGUCUCUUGGGAUCUGCCUCGUGGGAACCGUUUCCGGAAAACCUCUAAGGUUAUCCUCGUCCCAAAGCACUGGAGCAGGAAGGUUACUGUGACCCGGGCGCCGUGGCGGCCGAGCAUGGCGCCGCCCGAGCAUUCCGGAAGGAGCGUGGCGGGCUCUGCCGACUGCGCAGCCGCGGCCGCCGCGAGGCCUUGUGGGCGUCACGUGGGCUGCGCGCACUGGGUGCGCGGCGCGGAGGUCCUCGGAGGCGGUUGCGUGGGGAACUGUGUGCGUGGCUUUUGCCUACUUCUCGAGAGAGAGUUUUAACUUAUUUUUAUUUUAUGGUUAUGUAUGAUGGUAACUUGCUAUUAUUAAUCUGUUUCUAAAAAGUUUUAAAAAGAUUUAAGAAUUUAGGUCCCGUGCGCGUGUCUGGGACCCACGUGCGAUGCAUGCUAAGCGCCGUAUGGUUUAAUUUUGCACUGUUCUUCCCUGGCGGCUGGGUUUUACGGCUGUUGCAAGAAAUUAAGGUACAUGUGUGUCGUAAGUAACACUGCACUUUACAGAGCAGCGGGAUUGUAAGGUGCCCUGUUGGAAGCGUGUGGCCUGUCUGCCAUCGCCUGUCACCUGUGUGCGUCCGGCUCCAGUCCCUCCACUCGUGCAGACGGGGCCGUGUGUAUGACGCGGCCCUGCCCCUUCACCACCAACGUGAGGAAAACCUAAAGGGAAACUUCCUGAACACUGUGCUCAUAUUCGUACACUGUGUUGUACUACAGUGAGCCCUUUCCUCCUGUAGUCGGAUAUUAUGUACAUAACAUUUUAGGAUCAUACCUAUGACUUGUUUGGACAUUUUUCUGUUAAUUUUUAAAUCCAGAAAGCAUAUUUUAUAAACUUAAGCAGAGCACUUUUACUGCUCAGAAGCCCUGAAUUCAUAUAGCCAAGUGCUGUGCGGUAGACGCUAGACUGAAAGGUUGCUGCAUUUAAAACACAGUUCAUUCCCUAUGCAAAAAAAAAAAAAAAACAGUGACGGAUUUGUAUGUUGUGUUUUCUGUUAAAGCCAUCACACGAAAUAUCAGGACUGAGAAAAGUGAUCUUUGCUGUGUGUUUACAGGAAUCGUGUUUAAGCAUAUAAUGCCCAACGUGUUCAUUUCAUAGUUUUUGUCAAUGAUAACCUCUUGAGCAUUAGUUUGGAAUUUGGGCAUGAUAUUUAUUUAUUCCUUUCUUGAAGUAAUAGCAGCAUUAAUUUCAACCAGUUAGGAAUACUAAAAAGGAUUGCACUCUAUGUAUUAGUGUAUUUAUUACUAAAUCAAUGUAUAUAUUAAUAGCUCAGGCAAAA
Lepus europaeus (European hare) is the source of this 3976-nucleotide messenger RNA. It is a transcript of the gene RPS6KA5, whose product is annotated as ribosomal protein S6 kinase A5. The record is from RefSeq and is a predicted model, not a curated record. The coding region runs from base 224 to 2620 and encodes 798 amino acids. Gene Ontology annotation, biological process: intracellular signal transduction; protein phosphorylation; regulation of DNA-templated transcription. Gene Ontology annotation, molecular function: protein serine/threonine kinase activity; magnesium ion binding; ATP binding. NCBI's taxonomy places the organism in Eukaryota, Metazoa, Chordata, Mammalia, Lagomorpha, Leporidae. The transcript has 17 exons.